Daphnia magna is the source of this 565-nucleotide messenger RNA. RefSeq lists its product as uncharacterized. Bases 79 to 420 code for a protein of 113 amino acids. The record is from RefSeq and is a predicted model, not a curated record. The transcript has 3 exons. NCBI's taxonomy places the organism in Eukaryota, Metazoa, Arthropoda, Branchiopoda, Diplostraca, Daphniidae.
GUACUUGCAAUAGAGGCAAUUCACAUCGCGGUUUCGCGUUUCAAUUGUUUCGAUGUCCGCCAUUUUCUCUGGUUGUUUAUGUCAUGUUUGGCGUUGUCUGUAUUGGCUGAAAUUACGAAUAACAUUAGAGUUUGUAAUGCACAUUUUGUUCUAGGAAAACCUUUUUACUACACUGGAGAAACACACCCAGACUGGGCCCCAUCCCUGAAUCUUGACAAUAUGUAUGUUAACGCUAAGUCAGCCAUGGAUAGAGAGUCAAGAAGAGUAAUUUUAAAUGUUCAAAGAGCAUUUCAAGAAAUGGUACAAGAGCCCGAACAAGUGCCAAUUGAAAAUGUGCACCUUAAUGAGGAAGUGGUUAAUAUUUCAUUAACUGAAGGUCAUGAAGAACUUUUCCCUCCACUGUGUACUGAAGCUGAAUAAUAAUUCUAUAAUUUGACCGUCACUAGUAACAGAAGAGUCUUGAUCAGAUAAUGGCUCCAGAAUUUCUAUUUCAAAUAUUUCUGUGUCACCCAUGACAGCCCUACAGAAAAGAUUUUUUUUAAAUACAAGAAAUGUGAUCUGGAAA